AAAUACGAUAUAAAACUUAACAUCAGCUUGAACAUACAUGAAUUCUCAAUAAGCAUAUUUUAAAACAUGGCUGAAGAAUUUGCUCUUAGCGAGGAGAAACUGGAUGAACUGUUCGUCAAGGAGGUGCGCAGUGUAACCAAAAUUAUAGACAAGCUGAGCUGCAGUGAUGCCAUCGUAACCAUGUGCACGCGCUGGUUCCAAAUCUUUCAGCAGGCCACGCCCAAAGAGAAGUUUUCGCGCAACUUUAUGUUGCUGUUGCUGCACAAGCAGCUUAACGAUCGAAACGCUUUGGGUUAUCCUUUUACAGAUGUGCGAAAUUGCCAGCGUGACCUGAGAACGCUGCACCAGAUGAGUUUAAAUCAAGCCAAGGGCGAUAGUUUCUGCAGCGUAGAUGACGAUGCCUGCGAGACUUGCAAUAGCCUGGAGUGGAGCUCAAUCGGCAGCUUACGCAGCUCUGAGGUAAGCUGUGGUGCAAGUCACUAUAUGCGUUUGGAGGAUGCUAACAGGCAGCUAAUUGAGCAAAAUGCCAAACUGUUGAAGGAACUUAAAGCUUGCAAGGCGGAGCUGCAAGAACAGCAGGAGCAACGUGAACAAUACGAAUCGCUCAAGCAGAUAUUGAGCAACAAGAUAUAUUUGUAUGAAAAGGAGACUAGCUAUAUGAAGGAUAUAUUUGCUGGUUCUGCAGUUACCACACUGGAAGUUUUUGCUAAGCUGCAGCUGCCACUAACGCAGCCGAAUUAUUUUCAUUCCUUGCUUAGCGUGCUCUGUGAGAACACCAGCGAUGAGAAAAAGUUGCAGCAAUUAGACUCACAGUUUGCACAAUUGUUGCAUGCACACAUGGACAAGUAUAUUCACAUGCAACGUCCUGCACUAAUGCAGCAAGUUGGCAAGGAUUACGAUGGAUUGCGCAGCAAGUUCAGUCAGCGUUAUAAUGAAGUGUUUAAAGCACAAACUGAAGCGCAGUUGCAAUUGUUAUCCCUAACAGCUAUGCGUUACUUGACACUGCUGCGCAAACUAUUCCUAGACAGUUUUAAGGGACAACGCAGUGUUACGCAGGCGGUGCUUAAGUUUUUAAAUGACCGUUAUAAAGAACUAUCGCAAAAUGUUUAGCUGUUGCAUUUUUACCUUGGUAUUAGACGUUCGCAUUGCAGCAUUUGCUCGAAAUUUAAGAUGGG
Drosophila busckii is the source of this 1175-nucleotide messenger RNA. RefSeq lists its product as uncharacterized. The record is from RefSeq and is a predicted model, not a curated record. The coding region runs from base 67 to 1110 and encodes 347 amino acids. The transcript has a single exon. NCBI's taxonomy places the organism in Eukaryota, Metazoa, Arthropoda, Insecta, Diptera, Drosophilidae.